GCAGCUCUCUCUCAGAUUCCACCCAUCCUUCUGCAGUUUCUCUCUCUCUCUCUUUCUCUCUCUCUCUCUCUCUCUCUCUCUCUCUCUCUCUCUCUCUCACUCUAUCUAUCCCACACACAAACACACUCAGCAGCAGAGCAUCUCAGCAACACACUCAUUUGCUGCCUCCUGAACUCCUGUCCUCCAUUUCUAACAAGUGCGUCAGAGGCUGGAUAAGGAUCAGCAUGCCUGGGGAUACACAAGGCUUGCUGGACACGGACGCAGAGCUACCAGAUUUGUCCAGGCAAACCUCAAGCUCCACCGCCUCAACUCCAACUGACAGUGCCUCCAGCCCAUCUCCGAGCACUCCACCCAAGCUUUCCCCACAAUGUACCUCUCCAUUUGGACCUCGCUUGGUCUUGUCUAAACCAAACCCUUCUACUCGACCUCAACCAGAGGGUGCCAGCUUUGAAUCAGAUGGGCGCACAGUAGGCAGACUAACAGGGCGGUUUGGUAGAAGUGGAUGCAGACGAGGGCCAGUGAAAAUGGAAAGGAUUAAAGUUCUAACUGGAGCUGAAGUGGAGAGUGACUACCAAGAACCUGAGUCCAUGGAUGCAAGAGUUGUUAUGGGGCAAGAAGCAUUACUGAAAAACAUGGAGACACAGAUUGGUGUGCCUCCAGACAAAAAGACAAGUAAAGAAUCAUCCAGUUCAGAACCCACUCACUCAGAUACUUCUACCCUUCAAGUGGAGAGUCAGAUUAGUGUAGAGGAGAAAAAUAAACUUGAUACUGGUCAAGAGAUCGAAAAAUCUGCCAAAGUUAUGACUUUGACUCCAACACCUGAACAAGAGAAAGGUUUAGAUCAGCUACAUGAAUGCCCAAUUCUAGAAGCCAAAUCAGCAGAUACUGAGCUUACAGAAAGCAGCACCUUUUUCCCAGAUGAUGAAGGAGACAUGCUGUCUCUAUCUCAGGGUGAAGUGCCUUCUUUGUCAUUCUCUGAGCCCUCCUAUCCAGUUGAUCCUCAACGCAUUGGUGUCCUUCCCGGACUGGACCCGGAUCGUUAUUACACAGCCCCUUCCACUCCAAUUAAGAUGGCUUAUUGCUCACAUCUUAAGCAACAAUGGCAACCAAGCAGUCCAAGCACAGCUCCUGGUUCACCAACAGAUGAGUCUGAUCUGUGCUCCCCACCCACUUCUCCAUCUGGAUCCUACAUUACUGCUGAAGGUGGCAGUUGUACCUCCUCUUACAAUUCUGGCACUUCUCACUCCUGUUCACCUAAUUUAACAGCUGAAGCUGAAUUGCAGGAGGUCCCUGCCUGCUAUGUGAGCUCUCUUUCUGAGAUUGGAGAUGAGCUGGGAGAUGACAGACCUGUGGCUGAAAGGGAGCAUUGUUUGUGUAAACCUGUCAUGCCAGAGUUGACUGAGAGUGAGGAACAUGAGGCGGAAAGGAUAAAGAAAGAGACUUGUAGACCUCACUGGGUGACAGAGAGUGUUUCCUCACACAGGAGCAGCAGUGGUGGGACUACAGAUUCAACACACAAGAGAGGAGGUUCUGAGGCCACUUUAGUCCAGGCAGCAACUCCAAUAGCCACUGAUAUUUCAGAGCCUUUGGAUGAUCCAGAUCAGGAGCUAGAGCUGGACUUUAAUGACUGUAUUUCAGAGCACUUUGCCAGGCAUGAUGCCCCUCUUAGCCUCGAAGAGGACUUUCCUUUAGAUCUGGCAUGUUCUUCUCCCUUCAGUCACCAGCAGGCAGCAGCUUCAAACACUUUAGACACAGGCAGUCUAACACCUGCCACUUGUUCAUCAGAGAUUUCAGACACUGAUAAUAACAGCUUGUAUAGUGAGAUGGGAUCUUCUGCUCUGUUCUUCCAUGGAUGCUCCACAGAUGAUGGACCUGGUGGUGAGGGGAUGAUUCCUGCCACAAUGCUACCAGUCCAUGCCAGCUUCAUAUUCCAAGCAGAUUCAAUGGAAAUAACGUUAUUCCCUACAGACGAUGAGCCAGAAAAUGAAGUUGAUGCAUAUGCUGCUGGAGAGGAAGAAGGGGAUGUGGAUGAAUAUGAUGAUGAAGAUGAAGAUGUGGACUUAAAUGAUGACAGCAAUUUGGAACACCAAGUUGAAGCCAUAAAGAUUGGAGCAAGAGCAGCUGAUGAUCCAAAUGAUGAGGAUACAUCUGCCUCUUUCCUAAAUUCACUCUCUGAGAACUCAAUUAACGAUGGAGUAGAUGAGUCAUUUGCUUUCCAGGAUGACACAGAGGAGUCAAUUGAUUCGACCUCUUGUAAUGGAGAUGAAGAAGACCAUCUGUACAGCACAGAAAGACAUGCUGAGCUGGCACAGCAAUUUCCUCCACAAGAAGACCAUGUGCAGCCUGUAAGCUGUGCACGACCAGAAUCCUCUGGAAGUGAGAGUGAAAUGGAGAUUUCCUCUGGAUCUUCCGGGCAAUCGAAUACAUUAAUUCAGCAACAUAUGUCAGUCUGCAGAGCUCAUGCUGAAGACAUAAGCACACUUAAUUCAAAGACAGAAUGUGCAAAAAGACAAGAUUCCUCAAGCGAUAUUAGGGAACAAAAUGAAGAGAUUCAACAGAUCACAGAUUCCAAAAAUUCAGAAGAGACAGAAAAUGCAUGCUUUGUGGUGUCUCAACAAAGUGUCAAUACAAACAUUCUAGGCUCAGGAAAUCAGGCAAGCUCAGCAGAGCUAGAUAGAGUAUCACAAACAUACUCUAAACCAGUCCUUUGUGUGCUUGGUGCCACAGCAGCAGGCAUAGAUAAUAAGAUAAAUAUUCAGGUUGAUAAAGAUCUAGAUCAGAAAAAUGGAAAUAACUCUGAAUUUUUGAAUACCUCACUCCAGCUUGAUGAGACAGCAACCAAUGAUCUCAACAAGGGAGUCCCUUUGUUGUCCUAUCCUAAAGAUGAUUGUAGCCCCACAAACAUACCAGUUUGUGCCUAUCCCGAGCUGUCUGAAGUACCAGAUAACUUAACCCCUGCUGAUAUUUCCUCAACUGAACAGUCUCUUGACCAAGACAACCUGACCGAAAAUCAACCCAGUACAGAGGAUAUAAGUGUUGGCUCUCUAACUAUGUCCUGUUCUACUUACAGCAAGCUUGCCAUCUCACCAAAGAAGGAGAACGCCCAAAGUAGCAUAACAGAGAAGAGUGUUUCUCCUGAUGAUUGGGCUCCAGAAGAGCCAUUCUGUGACUUCAGGCCAGAUAAUUUGCUUAUGUGUGAGAUAACUGGAUCACUGCACAAUAAGGGGAUAUCUGUAACUCCAAACAUUUCUGCCCCGUAUAACAUGAUGGGUGAUCUCGAGGAUAACAACAGCUACUGUCUCUUGCCAGAAAAGAUGUCAAAUAACGAAGCUGGUAUGCUGGAGACAAAUUUGUCCACUUGGAAAUCCAUUGAGGACCUCUCAGAGGCAGGAGGGGGUGAGGAUGAUGCAAACAACCUCCAGAAUCCAGACAAUAAUGCACUUAUACAAUGCCAUUCAGAAAAUAUUCGGGAAACUACAUGGAACAACCCUGAAAAAAGCCGUUCACCCAGUAUGCCAGGUGCACAGUCUACAUGUAUACCAUUAAAUAUUCUUUCACAUGAUGGGAAAGAUGAGAAAGACCAGCCUACUGACACAGAUUUUAAUAUUCCUGAGGAACCCACAUCAAAAAUACUCAUAAAUGAAAGCCCAAACAUUUUGCGCAAACAGGGAACAGAAGUCCUGGAUUCAGCUCAAGAAGAGGAUAAGGCACUCAUUUUAGGUUAUAACAAUUUGUACAAACAAAACGAUCUCUGUGAGCCCAACACGACAAAUAAAAUAUCAGACAAGCCAAGUGGAAUACAGAUUCAUGAAACUUCUGAACAAAUGUGUCUGGUAAAUACUGAUUCAACAGUCUCAGAAAACAAGCUUGUAUUUAAACUAGAAGGAGGGUCAUUUGGCAACUUUGACCACAAAAAGAAAUCAAGUGAAGCAAAGCGUCAUAUUUCCUCUUCUGACAAGUCUCUGAUACACAAAAAGAUAGCUACCUGCUCUCUUACAAUUGGGGCAUCAAAUUUAGAUGCCAGGCAAUUACAGUCUAACAUAAGAAAAGAUGAAAAUCAUGUCAAUUUUCUGAGUCAAGUGGCUGACAAACAAAUUCAACCAAAGAGUGAAAAUAGUACAUGUAUAUCGCUCAAGGAAAAGAAGGCCAUUGAAACAUGCACAAUAAAGGAGACAAACAAAAAUGUCAGAGAGAAGAAUACUGUUUUUGAACUAAGUAAAGAUGAGACUGAAGUUCCACAGGAAACACGUAAUUCUGAUGCAGAAAAAGGAGAACUGAAUACUACCAUAGUGAACUGUGGUAGGGGAAAAUCUGUUUCAGAUAGCAAGACACCAAAGGAAGCUGCCACCUCUGACAACAGCAAAAUUGCCCUGGAGAAAAUAGAAGACAUCAGAAAUAAAGAGAGUAAAGAGACUAAAAAAACACAAACAUCUGCAAAUCAUACAUUUUCUCAGCAUAACAAAAAUACUCCAGGAACUCAACAGCAAUUACAUGCUAGCGAUUCUAGUGGAGAGAAAGAUACUCAUCAAACUGUAUUCCAGCCUGCAGAAUCCAGCUCCAAUACACUUGAAAGAAACACCAAUUUCAGAGAAUCGACAGGUUCUACUGACUCAGAUGGUCUCAGCAAUUCAAACCAGAAAGAAGCACUUUAUCAUGGUACAUUAGAAGGGCUGGAAUCACACAAAAGCACACAAGAUGCAAGUGAUGAUGUCAGGGACGCCUCUAUUUUUGUAGAAGAAAUUUCAGAACUCAGCACACAUCUCGCUUCUUCAUCAUCCACAGAUGUGUUGGAGGAGGAUCUUCGUGCACCUAUCCAAGAGUCCCAGUCUUCAUUUAACAGUUCUCAAAUACACAAUCUCCUCACUCACAGAGAAAAAACACUAAAUGAUGGACUGCAUCAACAUGAAUCACAGAGCUCUCUUCAAGUGAUAAAUACGGAACAGCCAGAUGUUGAGUCUGAGGAAGAAUUAUCGAUCUCACUUCCAGUACAGGAUACGCAUCAAAUUGUGAACGAGCAGUCAGGCUUAAAGUCAAACACUUGCAAACAAGAGAAACCUGAAGCAGUGGGCAUAGAACACAGACCCGAAUCACCCAAAAGCCCCCAAACCCACCCUGUUCGAUGUAUAGGAAACAGAGAUAGUACUCCUGCUCACAGAAAAUCUAGCCUGAGCAAAGAAAGAGAGAUAUUACCAUGCAUCACCUCUGCAUUAAAUUUCCCUGUGCAAGCAAGACAACAUCCAACUGAAAAGCACACUGAUCAAGAGGAUGGGUGUUCAACCAAUGACAGAACAAAUGAAUCUAAGGAAGUGGAUCUCUCCUUAAAAAAUAACAUCGGCUCAUGUAAUGAAACAGACAGUGAUGGAUCAAUUCCUGAGCUGGAAGAACCAACCAGAAGUCUCUUGAAAACUUCAGACCCACAAAUAUCACAUUCUACAGCGGAUGAGUCGGUGAGCAAAACUAAGCAGAGUCGAAGUGAGAAAAAGGCACGAAAGGCUAUGUCUAAGCUUGGCUUAAAACAGAUCCAUGGAGUUACACGGAUUACGAUCCGGAAGUCCAAGAAUAUCCUAUUUGUAAUUACCCGCCCAGAUGUCUUUAAAAGCCCUGCAUCAGAUAUCUACAUAGUCUUUGGGGAGGCCAAGAUUGAGGACCUGUCACAGCAAGUGCACAAGGCUGCAGCAGAGAAAUUUAAGGUUCCGCUUGACCCGUCCCCUGUCACCCCUGACAUCAUGCCCAACCUCACCAUAAAAGAGGAGAGUGAGGAAGAAGAAGAGGUGGAUGAGAGUGGACUGGAACAGAGAGAUAUAGAGCUGGUCAUGGCGCAGGCUAAUGUGGCUCGGGCUAAAGCUGUCCGUGCAUUACGUCACAACAAGAACGAUAUUGUCAAUGCUAUUAUGGAGCUAACCAUGUGAUAGAAGAGGUCUUGACCACCCCCAGCUUUUUUCCUGGCAUACCCAUCAACCCUUCCCAGUAAUGCUGCUACGUACUUUCAAUGUCCUUUACCUGCUAAAUAAACUCUAUAAAAAAACGA
Molecule: messenger RNA, 6028 nt
Organism: Tachysurus fulvidraco (yellow catfish)
Lineage: Eukaryota; Metazoa; Chordata; Actinopteri; Siluriformes; Bagridae
Gene: nacad
Product: NAC alpha domain containing
Exons: 9
Coding region: 225-5909 (1894 amino acids)
Biological process (GO): protein targeting to membrane
Cellular component (GO): cytoplasm; nascent polypeptide-associated complex
Source: RefSeq, a predicted model, not a curated record